AGAGCAGAAUAACAAACAAUGCCCACUUUGUGCACUCGCCUCUGCCUUUAGCAAACACAGCAAGUGCCUGCUUUGGAAAUACGUAAUUUCCCCUGUUCACUGUUCAGUGCCGCGGGCCAAUAUUUCGGAUCCAGCUGUCCACUCUGUUAAUUGUUUUACGCUGGGCCACCGAGGAUACCCUUCGGCGCAGCAGUCACUGAUUACAACAGUCCCUAUUGCGUUCCAGGGCCUGAAACUUCUGCUGCCGCGCAGGGAACUGGUGUCAUAGCCAGAUAUUAGCUCAUUUUCAAAUUGGAUAAAAAUUGAAUCCAUUUGAGCUUCCCUUUUAUUCGGGUUAAAAUUGAAACAGCAAUUGUGACGUUGUGAUCUUUAGAGUUGCGCUGCAAAAGUGUUAAAAUGUGGAAAAACAACAAAUACGUCAUCCACACAACGGAAUCGGUGAAGCAUACACUUCGUGGAGGUCGACCGCAUGCUGAAGUAAUCAGUUCUCAGGUGUUGUUUUGAGAAUCACCGAAAAUGAAAGGCUGUUUCUCGGCUCUCUUCUUGGUCUUCCUGACCUGCUCUUGGGUCACAGGAAGACAGCAGUAUGGUUCGAUUCCUGCUUCUCCAUGCCCACGACUGUUCUACUACUACUUAGACAACAGCCAAGUGUUUGGAGCGCUUUUCAUCCCGCCCCCUCAAGACAGUACGCAAAUCAGAGUUAUGGUGCGAUUUCUCAUCCCAGUUUAUUUUAACUCAAAAUAUGUAGGUAGAAUAGACCUCAAAGACGACAAAGACUUUUUGAUCAGCAGGCUGCUCCAGGGAAAUAGGCAAUCAAUUUAUUACUCAGUGCAUUUCCCUAUCCAAAAUCCACUACCAAUUUUACUGGAAGUUAGCGCAAAUGAAGAAACGCUAUGCCAGCAGGUCCCUGAAGCCAUGACUGGUGGAUAUACAACCAUAACCCUGACUCACAUGCUGACCUCACCCACACGUAUAACAUUUGCACCUAGUGUCACUGAUUCUGAUUUACCUGAGUCGGCAAUUCGAGUCCAAGCUGAAGAGCAACCACAAGAGCCUCAGCGACCGCCUGUCUCCAGUAACAAGUUUUUCGUAACAAAGCAACCUGCUCAUACCACAAAAAAGGAGACCGCACCUCAGUCCUUUCUGAAAGACGAUUGUGGCAUACCAGUAGCAACUAAUCAGUUAGUCAUCAAUGGAAAUUCGCUAAGAAGAGGAUCUUGGCCAUGGCUAGCCGCAAUGUUCGUCACAACUGGAACAGGCCAGAGAUUUCAGUGCGGUGCUACACUGAUUUCCAAACAGCAUGUUAUAACUGCCGCACACUGCGUUUAUAAUGUGGAAAGCCAGAAGCAAAAAUUGAUUGAACCAAGAAGCAUCGUCAUAUACCUAGGCAAACACUACCUUCUCGACUUCACUGAAAGCUACGUGCAGGCCAAAGGGGUUUCAUUGGUAAAAGUGCACCCAAAGUACCGGCAUGGAGUCAGCUCUGAUAACGAUCUCGCUGUACUCGUUUUGAGCAGCCCAGCAGAGUAUAGCUUUACUGUGCAACCUGCCUGUCUGUAUAAUUCGUGGCUUGAAUAUGAAGACGAUGGAAAGGUGAUCGGUUGGGGCAGAGAUGAGAACGGAAACCAAGUGUCAAGCGAGCCUAAAUUGGUUUCCUUACCAAUAGUGAGUCAAGAGGAAUGCCUUCGAAGCCAUCGAAAUUUUUAUUACAUCACAUCAAACACAACCUUUUGUGCGGGGAAACGAGAUGGUUCUGGCCCUUGCAACGGAGACAGCGGUGGUGGAUUCUACUCCCAAGCCAUAGGCAGCCCUGGACAGUGGUUCUUGCGAGGAAUGGUUAGUUUAUCCUUGCAGGACUCGACAACAGCCUCGUGUGACCCAAAAAACUAUUUUGUGUUUACGGACCUAAGCAAAUUUGCAGACUGGGUCUCAAGAGAAACAGGCGUUGCAGUAAAUCGCUGAACACGUUCGAGUUCACAGGACAUAUUUAUGAAUUUAAGACGGGUUUCAUAAAAUUUAUGAAUUUUAUAUUUUGAA
Cloeon dipterum is the source of this 2037-nucleotide messenger RNA. RefSeq names its product chymotrypsin-C-like. Gene Ontology annotation, molecular function: serine-type endopeptidase activity. NCBI's taxonomy places the organism in Eukaryota, Metazoa, Arthropoda, Insecta, Ephemeroptera, Baetidae. Gene Ontology annotation, biological process: proteolysis. The record is from RefSeq and is a predicted model, not a curated record. The transcript is spliced from 9 exons. The coding region runs from base 517 to 1962 and encodes 481 amino acids.